Molecule: messenger RNA, 2293 nt
Organism: Linum trigynum
Lineage: Eukaryota; Viridiplantae; Streptophyta; Magnoliopsida; Malpighiales; Linaceae
Source: the annotation of a GenBank genome assembly
AGAGCCGAUUUUAAGAGAAAUUUCUUGUUUUAGAGAGAGAGAAGAGAGAGAAGUUGAAGGAAAAAGAAGGAAGGGGAAGAAGGAAAAGUAUCUAGAAGAGAGGGAGCAUCUUCCUCAACCCAAUUCUUCUUCAAUUUCUUCUACGUCCCUUCUUCCCUCCUUUAUGGAGUAGUCCUCUAAGGUACUAGCGAAUCUAAACCCCAAACCCUAGCUUUAGGGUUUAUUAUGUAUGUAUGUAUGUAUGGAUAUUUUAGGGUUUGAAUGAAUGAAUGAAUGAAUGUGUUUAUCUAGAUGAUUUUAUUGCUAUUCUAUCAUGGAUUAUGUUUAUGGUAGGGCACCCCAAUCUUUUCUACUAACCUACUUUAUGCUUCUACGCUGGGUUUGGAGUUCCAGGGUUAGACGGGUAUGCGCCAUAAAGCAAAUCGUGAUAAAUGUAUGAAUGGGGACCUAGUAUGGUCAAGGCGACCGAACCCCUGCCUAGGUUAGCCUUCCUAGAUAGAACCCGGGAUAAAACCUCAGUGUGGACGGUGGACAGUCUCCAUUGAGAUGAGCCAUAAGCUUAAUGCCCCAGAUACGAUAGCCAAGAUCGAGGUCACUAUAUAUGGGUUUAAGGGAGGCAUGUGGAUAACCACGAAAGCCCACGGAAAAGAGCUUGACUCGCACGAAACUACACCACAAUAAAACCCCAACUAGAGCCCAAGUUUUUAAACUCUAGUUGGGUGCAGUAUAGGGCAAGUAUUUAGAUAUCGACCCGGGUCGGUCCGUCUACCCCUACUUCGGUUGUUGAAAUCAUUAUCUAGCAACAAAGUUUUGGUUUAAAGGUUUGCUAGUUGAAAUAAAAGAAAGCAGAGGUAAAUGGUUUUGGAAACUCUUUUGUGGAAGCAUCACUCGCGUGUCGCUUCCCCCUAACUGCUACCAUGCUAUGUGGAUUGGAACGAUUGCUUUGAGCACGAUAAUCGCGAACCGCAUAGGGAUGCAUAUGUGGUCGGAGACCACAAUCUCAAUUGCUAAAUCGAGGUAAGCAUGAAAGGCCGUGUCACUCGACCCUCUCGGUUUAGUCAAUCGAUAGUUGACUUACUCCCUCACUGAACUCUAAGGUCGGACGGCUUAAUCGCUAUUAAGUGACUUGCUUAACUCAAUAUUGAGGGUUUCCCUAACUUAACCUAGUUUAGGUGGCUUAGAAAGCGGAAGGAAAACCAACUUGAUUGAGUCUCCCUUGAAAGGGAGAUUUUCCUCUCUAAGCUAGGCUAAGGUGGCUAAUUAGAUUGCUAGCACCUACAUGCACAAACCUAAGGGUGCUAAACACAAAACAUGUACAACCCCUAUGUUGCUAAGAAAAAGCAUGCACAAUCAUGAUAAAUAAUGCCUCAAUUAUUGAUUUGAACAAUACCCAAUGAUAAUCAUCCAAUACACAUAAAAGAAAACUACAUGGUAGAGUUAGGGUUUCACAACACCCAAGUGAAAGGCGGUCUACUCCAUGUUAGAAGUGGGGAAAACAAAAGGGAAAGAGAUGGAAACCAUCUUGGAAGAUGCUCCCAGUCUUCUUGGCCCUUGAGUUGAGCUUUCCUUGGAGGAAAUCUUCCCAAAAUCUUCCUUAAGCUAAACCCUUGCCUUCUUCUCCCUUUGCUUCGUGUUUCUCUCUCUAGAAUGUUGAAGAAGACUUCUCACACACAAUGGGCUCUCCCCUUUCUCCUCCUUUCAGCUCAUAAUUUAAACCCGAGACGAGCUGAGUUCACGGCCGUGAACCAUGAAACGCGUCCGUGAACUUCAUGUGUGCACCAAAACGCGCCGCAUCAUUCACUUCUAUUCACGAUCAACUGCCCUCGUUCACGGUCUUAGUAACCGUGAACUCACCUUGCGUCAGUAACCUCCACUUUGGCUCUGGACGCCUCGCUAUACACGGUCCAUGGCUCUUCUUCACGGUCAUGCAAGACCGUGAACUUCCUUGGUUAGCCGUGAACUGGCCCUUUUUCACCUCUUCUCUCAGUUUUCGAUCCUUUUCGCCAAUCUUUCCAAUCGAGGCUGGUUUCACCUGUUAAAUCCUGAAACAAACUAAAACACGGGAAACCUACCGUAGAGUGAAUUUGGUUCAAACAUCUAAGUAAAACAGGGGCAAAACAUGUACAAUUAGGCCCGAAUCACUCCCCCCCCCCCACUUAGACGUUUGCUUGUCCCCAAGCAAACCAUUUCACGCUAGGUAAUAUUUCAACCUACACAAAUACUUCCGGGAUAACUCAAAGGGCGCGAAAUGGGAACUCUCGAUGGUUAUUGGCAAUCAACAUGUGGACCGUUG